GACACGCGCAGCUGUGGUGCUGCACGCUCCGCUGAACAGCUCCUUCCUCAAAAAACAAACAAACAAACAAAAAAAACCCACCGAGGGCGUCGACUUUUAAUCGAGCUGUUUGAGAGACUGCGUCUAAGCAAUAGCAGAGAACAACACAAGGUCAAAGGUGAAGCCGGGAAGUGAUGAAAUGCCACGAAACAGGUGGUUAAUCUGACACUGGGAACAGCUCCAGAUCUUGGGUUUUCCUGAGGUCCAAUAGAGAUGAGCGAGCAGGUCAGUCCAUUGGAAAGAGACCAUUCGCUGUGUGUGGUUCUGCCAGGGGGGCUGGAGAAGAAUGUCACAGUGCAUGGAAGUAAACCACUGAUGGACUUAGUAGUGACUCUCUGUGCAAGUGACCGCCUGAAUCCUUCGGACUACACUGUAGAUAUUCUAUCAUCAAACAAGAGCAGCAUCAGCUUCAAACCAAACUCUCCUAUUGGCUCACUAGAAGCUGAGAAGAUUGUGCUGAAGCCCAAAGGGAUGGAGGAAAAGAUCAAGAUGCCAUACAUGCCUGAGGCAACUGUGCGUCUGUUGAUCAACUACAACAAGUCCCAUAAGACCGUGGUGCGAGUGAAUCCCAAACUGCCGCUCAACGCACUGCUACCGGUGGUGUGUGACAAGUGUGAGUUGAAAGUGGAAACAACCAUUUUACUGAAAGACUCUCAGUCCGAAGAGCCGCUGGACCUGACUAAGACCUUAAGUGACCAUGGUAUCAGGGAAGUGUUUGCCAGAGACACGGCAGCUAAAGACCUCACUGACUCCCAACAUCAGCCCAAGACAGCUGAAACAGCAGAAGUCAUCUCAUCUCCAUCAUCUACACUGCAAGACCUGCCUAAAAAGGAGAAGAAAUGGAAGGAGAACAAAGGAUUCUUUAGCUUAUUCAGAAGAAGGAAGAAGAAACAUGAAAUGGAGGGGGCAGCAAGUGCUCCUGUAUCUCCAGGUCUCAGGAAACACGUGGUAGUCCAUAUGAAUUCAGAGAGCAUUUCCUCUUCCAGCACCUUGCCUGCAGAUAAGCCCAAGAAGAGGCGAGCCCCCCAGCCACCAAUGACUGUUUCACAGAGUGUCCUCAACGACCUCAGCACCUGCAAUUUAGAAGGAGCACAGAGGUCUGCUGGAUCUACCUUAAGGAGUACCAAGAGGAGGGCCCCACCACCUCCUUGUGCAAACACACUCCAGGAGCUGCCAGCACAUACUAAUGUUAAAGAGGUCAUGAACUCCCUGAACACUCUGGAGGAGCUGAAAGAAAGCGAUGAGUCUGUAAACAGGUCACCGUCUUCAUCGGCACAUCCGUUACAGCCACAGUUAGGUUCUUCCACUUCACAGCCAUCAGUGGCUCAUCGCCAUCAAAUGGCUGAUCCCUAUUUGCCUUCGUUUCGAGGCAAAGACUUCUGCAGUGCUCGCUGCACUCUUGCCAAAGUCCUGAUGUCUUCUGUUUCUAAAGCGGCGCUGGUCAGACAUUUGAAGAAUUCUGCCACCUUCCCAAAAUUUCAAAAUGGCUCCUCCUCUAUGUCCAUGAGCCCAAACUGUCUAGGUAAUGUUUUCUCUACAGAGGUUCAGUCAGUUCUCAAAUCUAACCACCCAACUGAGAAUGAAUGGGAGGAUCCAGCACUGAAGAGGGGGCUGACCACUUUUAAAGUGAUCCCUCCAAAGAAACCAGAGUCCCUCAAUCCAGAGCUUACCCCAGAUGUUCAAGACCAGUGCCCGAUAUCCUCAGAAGAUAGACCUGAGAGGAAAGCGCAUGAAGUUGGGAAUAAUCAAACAGAUAAUGAGGAGAAACCACAAUUCCCUAAUAUAUCAGAGAGUGAAGCCCCUGCACCCAGUCCAGGAACCUCCUCUCAGCAGAUUCAGGUUUCUGACAGCUCGGCUUCUCCUUCACUUCUGGAUGAGUUAAGUGAUCAGAACUGUCCCAGCACACCUCUAUCUGAGGUUGAGGACACCACUGAAGAGCAGAGGGAAGAGGAAGGCUAUGAGGUCACAUCUGAGGUGAUUCCAGUCUGCAAUGAUGGAGAAGUUACUACCGAAGAGCACAUCAACUCAGAAGGUCAGAAGGAAUUUAUCCACAGCUCCAAUGCAGACAUGGAGCAAUGUAGUACAGGCACUGACGAGAAGGAAGUUGAAGAACAAACGCUACAAGAAGAGGAGAAGGAGGAGAGCACCUUCCCUCCCCCUCCUCCACCUGUCUUUUUCAGUGACGACACAGAGAUAAUGGAGAGUGAAAGGGAGGAUACCACAUCUUCCUCUCUGCCAUCCUCCCAAAUACCAAGUCCGACCUUCAAUGGGCAAAUUAAUGAAUUCAGUGAGGCCCUUCAAGACGAAUCUACCUCACCUAUGUCUGAACAGUCUUUGGAGAAGAAGAGUGCAGCCCCGUCCAAAUUUGCUCAGGCAGUAGCAAUAGCUGUCCAGAGAUCUCGUUGUGGUAAAGGUCCUCAGCUUUCCGGUGGUCCACAUAGUUUGCUUCCAUCACCGCCCAGGUCCACAUAUCAGUAUGGUGCCUGACCUGCUUCCUCUCAUAUCUUUGAAUGGAAGUCCUUGUCCAGACUAGGCUGAUCGAUUUCUGAGUAUGGCACCAGUUUUGUUUUCAUUUAUUGUUGGUUUUUUUGAGGUUUGUGCAGGACACCUUUUUUGUCUCUCUCUCUCUUUCUUUUCUAUGUUGGACUUUGUUUCCAUGUUGAACAUAAACAUUUUAUGUUGCGAAGAAGGCCAAAUUCACAGAACAUGAGCUGUUGAAAUGAUAGUGUCCUGUUUUUUGUUUUUUUUUUUCUUUACUUCCCUUUACCUUUUCAUUCAACAUGUGCCAUCACGGACACACCGCUGCAUGAGAGCUUUUUGAUUGAUUUAUUUAUUUUUUCGUCUGUUACUGCUCUUAGAGGCUUAUUUUAUGUUUGUUUUGAAAUGUAUUUCCUCCUUCAGGAUGCACAUUUGUAUGCUUCCAUAUAUGAGUCACACAGUAAAACUCUGAGAACUGUGUC
Messenger RNA from Archocentrus centrarchus (flier cichlid), 2999 nucleotides. RefSeq names its product protein cordon-bleu-like. The transcript is spliced from 10 exons. Gene Ontology annotation, molecular function: actin monomer binding. Lineage: Eukaryota; Metazoa; Chordata; Actinopteri; Cichliformes; Cichlidae. The record is from RefSeq and is a predicted model, not a curated record. Bases 253 to 2526 code for a protein of 757 amino acids.